Molecule: messenger RNA, 711 nt
Organism: Penicillium nucicola
Lineage: Eukaryota; Fungi; Ascomycota; Eurotiomycetes; Eurotiales; Aspergillaceae
Gene: xanA
Product: isonitrile hydratase-like protein xanA
Exons: 1
Coding region: 1-711 (236 amino acids)
Source: RefSeq, a predicted model, not a curated record
AUGUCUGCAUCACCAAACCAAUACUACAAGGUCGGGGUGCUGCUAUUUCCAGGCGCAGAUAUCCUCGACUUUGCCGGUCCAAUCGAGGUUCUCUCUCAUGUCUCGCACAACCGCAAUCCAGACAACCCGGACCGCAUGUUCGAUAUCACGACCAUCGCUCGAACCAAGGUGAAUCGUGCUGCGAGCGCUCUUACAGUGCACGCGGAUAUUCUUCUCCCCCAAGCUCUCGAGAAAGUCUCAGAAUUUGACAUCCUGAUUGUUCCGGGCGGACCGCCUUCAAUCCUGCAGCCACUGCUCGGUGACAACGUACCGGAGCUGGAUUUGAUCCGCGCAUUUGCAGCGCUUCCGCAGAGCCCAAAAGGCACCCGAAUUGUGUUUUCAGUCUGCACUGGGGCCUUUUUACUGGGCGCCGCCGGUGUGAUUGCCGGAAUGACUGUUACCACCCAUCACAAGGGACUUGAUCAGCUCCGAGAGAUCUGCACUCGGUCAAAUGGUGCAGCUGCCGAGACAAACGUGGUGCAUCAGCGAUAUCUUGACGGUGGUUUUUUGAGUGGUGGUAAUGUUAGACUCAUUACGUCCGGUGGAAUAAGCUCUGGCUUGGAUGCCACAUGCUACAUUGUUCGGGACUUGACCACGGCUGAAAUGGCUGGUUUUGUAGCUCGAGUCAUGGAGUAUGAUUGGUGCGAUGCUGGUGAUGAGCUGCUAUCGUAG